Messenger RNA from Caretta caretta (loggerhead turtle), 4420 nucleotides. It is a transcript of the gene NIPA1, whose product is annotated as NIPA magnesium transporter 1. Gene Ontology annotation, molecular function: magnesium ion transmembrane transporter activity. The record is from RefSeq and is a predicted model, not a curated record. Gene Ontology annotation, biological process: magnesium ion transport. Gene Ontology annotation, cellular component: membrane. Lineage: Eukaryota; Metazoa; Chordata; Testudines; Cheloniidae.
UGGCCGCCUCGGGCCGCGGGGGAAGGGAGGUGGCGUAAGGCGCGGCAGCCACUGCGGCGUCUCGGCUGCCAGAGGCCCCUGAGCUCCGCCCCGCGGCCGCGGUGGCCGGGGGUGGGGCCUGUGCGGCUGGGGGUGGGGCCUGUGCGGCUCGGGGCGGGUCCCGCAGAGCGGCGGCUGGUGCGGCCGGUUGCGGGCCGGCGGGAGGGACGCGAGCGCUGCGGUGCUGCCGGGCAGGAGGAUGCCGGUGGGUGCAGCCGCGGGGGCGGAAGGGGCCGCGCAGAGCCCCGGCCCCGCCGCCGUCUCCCUGGGCUUGAGCGUGGCCGUGGUCUCCAGCCUGGUGAACGGUUCCACCUUCGUGCUGCAGAAGAAAGGGAUCGUGAGGGCGAGAGGACGAGGUACUUCAUAUUUAACAGAUAUAGUAUGGUGGUCUGGUACUAUUGCAAUGGCACUUGGUCAAAUUGGGAAUUUCUUGGCCUACACUGCAGUUCCAACUGUGUUAGUGACUCCUCUAGGAGCUCUUGGCGUUCCAUUUGGGUCCAUUUUAGCUUCUUACUUACUGAAAGAAAAACUCAACAUUCUCGGCAAGUUGGGAUGUCUGCUGAGCUGUGCUGGGUCUGUUGUUCUCAUAAUUCAUUCCCCAAAAUCUGAGAGUGUAACGACUCAGGCUGAGCUUGAAGAGAAACUUACAAAUCCAGGGGCCCGCGACAGAACCCCAGACUGGCAGUGGGCUGAGCAGGGCCGGUGGCCAGGACCCCAGCUGGCAGGGGGCUGGACGGCUGGAACCCUAGACCAGCAGUGAGGUGAGCAAAGCCAGCGGCUGGUAUCCUAGGCUGGCAGCAGGCUGAGCGGGGCCGAUGGCCAGGACCCUGGCUGGCAAGGGGCCGGUGGCUGGAACCCUAGACCAUCAGCGGGCUGAGCAGGAUGGCAGAUAAAACCCCAGACUGGCAGCAGCUCACCUGCUGCCAGUCUGGGGUUCUGGCCGCUGGCUCUUGCCAGCCAGGGUCCCGACCGCUGGCCGCGCUCAGCCCGCUGCUGACCUGGGGUUCCGUUCACCCAGGCAGGCAGCAGGCUGAGUGGGGCCGGCGGCCGGGACCCCGGCUAGCAGCAGUGUGCCAGUAAAAAUCAGCUUGCAUGCCACCGGUUGCCGACCCCUGGUGUAUAACAAGAGGUCAAGAACAGUAUCCCAUAGUUAAGUUUGUGGGCUAGCUGUAGGUAAUGCAAACCUUGGUUAUUUAGAGGUGUUGCUAACUCAAUAAUUGGUGUUUUGUUUUAAAACCCCAGCUCACUGGAGUCAUGUGACUACUUGAGACGCUUGGCUUUUGAUUUAAAAGAAAAGUCAGUUGCUAGCUCUCAUAGUUACCGAGAAAAUCAUGAAAAUGCAACCCCAGGGAACGCUAACGGUUCAAAAACCUGAAGGCAAAUAAAAAGAACCCUAAAUGUAUUAUUUUUAAGCCAGUGUCAUGGUUUUUGGAGGCCUGACAUAGUUUGUGAACAUACAGGUUUGACAAUACUGGGGUUAUCAAAUCAAAUAAUUUGAUACAUGGAGGAAAGGACAGACAGCAUUUUACAUCCAAAAAUCUCAGCUGUUAUGAUUUAGACUUGAGAAAUGAUGGAAACAUAUCUUAUGAUAUUAGGCCAGGAGAAGGGAGAAAAGAACUAGCAAACAAAAGGAAAUUUUUGUGCAUUUUAAAAACACUUUUAUACGGGGGUAUGUCACUCUUUCUAGGCAGGAUUUUUCUAGAUGAGGGAAUCAGGUGUUGAAUUUUAAAUAAGGUUUGGCUGAGUUCUUUUUUUACAUAGUAUUGAUUGGAAGAAAAUAUCUUGAUUACUCUAAAGGGUGACUUUGUAAAUGGUAGUAGUUCCCUUUUGUCUGUUUGAAAACUGGAUCCUAAGUAAAUAAAAAUAGACAAGUAGACUUGUAAUUCACUUCUUCAAAUGAUAGCUGUUCUCAAAAGUAGUCAAGCCAUUUUUUCAAAGCAUAAAUUUAGGGUUUAAGGGUUGCACAUUGGUUUGGUAUGCUAGCCAUUAAUCUCUGCAAAUUCAUCCAAAUUCUUUCUCAGUUCAAAGUGAAAAUGACUCUCAUAUCUCAUACAGUCCUUAUUUGGCCAAGUAUGUUUGCUUAUUUAAGUUUUUAUUUAUUAAAAAGGUGCCUAUCCUCAUAUGCUAGGUGCUUAUGCAAAUUUUAAAAUUAUACAAUCCCAAACCAACAAGAUUACCCUGUCCCAAAGCAACCUCUUUCCACAUCUUAAACCAAGUUGUGAUAAGCAGUCUCUAUGCAGGGGAAGACUGAAAUAACAGCUGUAUUCUUUGGUCUUCCUAUCCUCCUUGGAGCUGAUAAACUUCUGCAGGAAUUCUCCUCUUCUCCCCAGCUCCUCCUCAUCCAUGUUCUGAACUUCUUGAAGUGGAGAUACCAAAAGCCAGCACAUAUAGAGAAAAGCUUUUCAAGUGGCCUUGCACAUCAUUUAUACCUAUAGCCUUUUACAUCAUGAAUGAUAAAUAAUGAAAAAAAUUAUUUUUGCUACUCUUUGUUCAGCAAAUAAUGGUGUUCUUUUUAUUUUCUGUCUCUAACUGGAUCUGGCUCAAUUCUAAUUUUAAAACUAUAUUGACGUGUGUAUUGUCACUGUUGAUGGCAUUCUUUCUCCCCUUCCCCUUAUCCCAGACCUCUUACCUUUUCUAUGUCUUUUCAUGUUGCUUCUCUGGUUUAAAAAAAAUUGCACUGUUGAAGGGAACUGUCAACUCUUCUCUCUUCCUCCCCCAAGGCAAGGGAGCACCUUUGAAUAAUACUUCUGAGUUCCAUCGUCUCAGGGAGAAAAUAAUUGUCUCCUGAGCUUUGGUCUUCCUGCUACUGGGCCCAGCCUUUUCACGUUGCUUCAUAAAUUAUUUAUAUCGAUAGCCAAGAGCCAGAUUACUUAAAUUCUGAUUCCAAAGCAGAAAUGACAGAGGAUAUACCUAAAAAGUGUUGUAAAGUGGACUGAUAAUAUUGAUGGGAUUCAUUAAAAUAUAUUUAUUUCCACAGUGAAAGGAGUUUCUUAGUGUCUGUGGCUUCUGUUAAAUUUAUCAGACAUAUUUACAUAUACAGUGCUCUUAAUCUGUUGAAGAUAGAUUUUUGAGAUCUAUUAGCCAUUCAAAGUAUGGAGGAUUGACAUGUGUAGGCCCCACUAUCAUUAGUAGGUGUUACCCACAUAAAUCCCCCAAACAUCCAACAGAAGAAUAGAACCGUUUUUGAUGCAACCAAAAAAUGUUUUUUCCUAAAUAUCUGUGUAUAAAAAGCAAACUGUCUAAAGAAGAUAGCUCUUGUACUAAUUAUCCAGGAUACUGUAUGUGCAAAUAAAGCCUAUUCAUUAGUCACCUGAAACUAACAUGAAUAAGAAUGUUAUAUACACUAUGACAAGUGAUGCUUCCUAAUAAUAAUUUUGGUUUAGACUGACUGUAUAUGUAUUUUUCUGAAGUAACUAGCACUGACAGUGAAAGCACUGGAUUUUGUUUGUUAAAAUAAUGGAAGCUGUAAGCUUUACUUUCACUUUUUAUUUUAAAAUAAGAGGCUUUUUUAUUACAAGAAGGAUUUAAAGAAAAUAAAUACAGGGACCUCAAACUGCAAUGCACUGAAAGGUGAAAUGUACCACUCUCACCUUCUUACUUAAACAUAGGACAUUGUAAUACUUCCCAUACUGUCCUUAGAUAGUGUAAUCUACAGAACUGCUGAAGUUUAUUAUUGAAACAAAUUUAUAUCUAAUUAUACUUAACUUCUUGCCUUCAAGGAGAUUAGCCUUUAUAAUUAACUCUUUGGGGCCAGGGAAUAUGGGGUUUAAGUGCUGCAGAAUAUGUUAGUGCACGUAGCAUUUGCACUAAUAAUGUUAGGAGCUCCAGAACUCUUAGUGCCAAAGUAUUUCAUACAGCAGUGUUGAAACUGAAAGAUUGCAAAGGGUGAAAAUUAGGAAAUGGAAAGUCCAGAAUACUUUGGGGGGAAAUGUUUUUAAAGAAUUAAGUUUUUAUUUUUUCUGUUCAGGUGGUUUGCACUUUGCGGAGAAAAAUAUGUUACACAGAAGGGAUAAUCCUGAACUAUUUUUUAAAUGAGGGGAUUCUUUUCCUCCUCCUCCCCGUGUGUGUUUAAAUUAAUUUUAAUGGAACGUGGAAAAAAUGGAUGGGAACAAAUAUACAGUGUCAGAGGUUUGGUUACUUAAAUACUACUGCAAUAUAGUUACUACAGGUAAAAUGAAAAUGGACUAUUUUAGCUUCCGAAUAAUGUGUAUAUAGAUUUGUUAAUGGCUUACAAGUUUAGCUUACUAUCUUUGAUUUUUAAAAAUAGAUAUAGGCAUGUUGUAUUUGCCUUGUGUAAAUUAUAAAAGGCUAUUUAUUAAGGUUUCUGAUAACUAAACUAUUUAUUAAUCUGUAACAUUUUAAAAUAAAUAACUUAUUUCUA